GGAUGUAAAUUACAGUAAAAAACCACCAGGGAUUAGCGAACAGUAGUGUUUUAUUUGACUCUUUAAAUACAUGUUUAUAGUUUUAUAUAUAUACGAAAUAUCUAGAGUUUAGUGGUUGUUACUAGGAAGUUUGCGAUAUGUCUAAAAAGAAAGAUUCGGACAUCCUGUCCAAGUACUCAGCUGGACAAAUACGAGAGCUAAGGGAAGCGUUCAAAUUGUUCGACAAAGAUGGCGACGGUUCGAUCACUGCGGAAGAGCUUGGAACCGUCAUGCGGAAUCUUGGACAAUUUCCGUCCAUGGACGAACUGAAUAUGAUGCUGAAAGAGAUCGACAUUGAUGGUGAUGGAACGUUUAGUUUUGAAGAGUUUGUACAAGUGAUGGCUAACAUGGGCGGACUUAGUGAACAAUCUGAGGAGGACGAAGAGAAAGAGUUGAGACAAGCUUUUACUGUUUUUGACAAAUCUGGGUGUGGCUACAUAUGCGCUUCGGAUAUCCGAGCAAUUCUACAAUGUCUAGGGGAAGAUCUUACAGAAGAAGAAAUCGAUGAAAUGAUUGCUGAGGUGGACAUUGACGGUGACGGCAGAAUAGAUUAUGACGAGUUUAUAGCGUGUGUUUGCUCCGACACAAGUGCUGACAAAGAGGACGGCAAGGAUAGAAUCUCCGCGACCGAGUCCCAAAGUGGGCAAGUCCAAACCGGACACGACGCGUCCGCAACCACAGGUUGUAGUUAAAGGAACGCAGAUCCGAGCACCUCGAAAGCACAAGAUGGUCCUGAAUAGGUUCGGUGUAUAGCAAACAUAAAUUAUGGACACAUAUAUAGCUUUUUCUUAACGUUUUUUUUCUGUUUAUUUUUUAUCUUUAACGCUUAGAUUGAGACACAUAAAUGCAAACCUGCAAAUUUCCAACAAAAUAUAUUCUUACUGAAUACAAUCGGGCAUGCAUUGUACUGUAUUAAAUAUUAGAAAUUAUAUUUGUAUUUAAAAACCCUCUAUGAAAGAACCGUAAAAAAAGGAAAUGUCGGAUGAUUUGACAACAUCACUCACGUAAACGUUUACAGUUUCGAAAAAACAUAAAAGUAGUCUAAAUACCGAGAUGAAACAUUCUUCUACUUCUGUUGUUGUGUUUCAUACCUUUAACUGUUGUAAUAAAAAGUUUUGUUUAUAUCAAAA
This is a messenger RNA of Ruditapes philippinarum (Manila clam), 1169 nucleotides long. RefSeq names its product calmodulin-A-like. NCBI's taxonomy places the organism in Eukaryota, Metazoa, Mollusca, Bivalvia, Venerida, Veneridae. The coding region runs from base 138 to 731 and encodes 197 amino acids. The transcript is spliced from 7 exons. Gene Ontology annotation, molecular function: calcium ion binding; enzyme regulator activity. The record is from RefSeq and is a predicted model, not a curated record.